AUGAUAGAACUAGGUGGAGAUGUUUCAUUGCUUGGACCAGUCAGGACUUUUCUCUUCUCUCCAAGUACAAAAUGUGGUGGAUUUGGUGGAGACGUUUCAUUAUUUGGACCGGUUGGGACUAUUCUCUUCGCUUCGAUAUCUGCUGUGAAAAGUGAUGGACUAGAUGAAGAUGUUUCAUUACUUGGACCAGUUGGAACUUUUCUCUUCGCUUCAAUAUCCGCUAUGAAAAAGGAUGAACUAGGUGGAGAUGUUUUAUUGUCCGGACCGCUUGGAACUGUUCUCUUCACUUCAAUAUAUGCGAUGAAAAAUGAUGGACUAGAUGGAGAUGUUUUGUUCCUUGGACCAGUUGGGACUUUUUUCUUCGCUUCAAUAUCUGCUAUGAAAAAAGAUGAACUAGCUGGAGAUGUUUUAUUGUCCGGACCGCUUGAAACUGUUCUCUUCACUUCAAUAUCUGCAAUGAAAAAUGAUGGACUAGAUGGAGAUGUUUUAUUGCUUGGACCAGUUGGAACUUUUCUCUUUGCUUUAAUAUCCGCUAUGAAAAAGGAUGAACUAGGUGGAGAUGUUUUAUUGUCCGGACCGCUUGGAACUGUUCUCUUCUCUUCAAUCUUCGCUACAGAAAGUGGUGGAGAUGUUUCGCUGCUUUGA
Microthlaspi erraticum is the source of this 645-nucleotide messenger RNA. NCBI's taxonomy places the organism in Eukaryota, Viridiplantae, Streptophyta, Magnoliopsida, Brassicales, Brassicaceae. The record is from the annotation of a GenBank genome assembly.